Molecule: messenger RNA, 1035 nt
Organism: Camellia sinensis
Lineage: Eukaryota; Viridiplantae; Streptophyta; Magnoliopsida; Ericales; Theaceae
Source: RefSeq, a predicted model, not a curated record
AUGCUUCCACGCCUCAACUGCAACAAUUGCUUGCCGAUCAGUUUCGUCCUCGCUCAAGGCGGGUGCAUUCUCUUUGACAAAUCUUACCAAAUUCAGAGUUUGGUGGGAAGUGAAGUAACCAUAGGAGUAGGAACGAUGACAAAUGCAGAUGUCGGGUGCAUCCUCUUUGCCCUUGUUGGAGAGCUUUACUAUUUGUUGUGGUGGAAGAGAAGAUUCACCAACAGAAGAGGGAUUGCAGAUCAUCACUACACUCACCAUGCCAAAGAGCUUUCCUAUCUCUUGUUUUUCUGGAAGAAACCCAAUUGUUUGGGCACUAGGAAAACUGAUCAACAAGUCACCAAUUCAGUGACAGACCCAGAUGCCAACAAUGGGCAUGAACCAGACCUUGAGUUGGGUUCAACCAAGGACUUGCUGAGGAAAGGCAUUGGUGAGAAAACUGUGGAGUCAGAGCUCAUGAGGCUGCACAAUCUCUGUGGCCCACCAAGGUUUUUCUUCACAAUCAAUGAAGAAACAAAGGAAGAUUUGGAGGCUGAUGAUGUGAAAUCAAGAGGGGAUAGAAGUAGAAAAGGGUCUAGAAAUAAAAGCCUAAGUGACCUUCUUGUUGCUGUUGAGACCUCAAUUCUCACCCCCUUGGCUUCACCAACAUUGAAGCCUCAUAACCACCCCUUGGAUUCUUAUAGUCAACAUGGGUUCAACUUCAAUCCUCUCUUUGAAUCAUCAAUAGAUGUGGAGAUGAACAAGUUGAGAUCUUCACCCCCUCCAAAGUUCAAGUUCUUGAGGGAUGCUGAAGAGAAAUUGAUGAGAAGAUUGAUGGAAGAAGCAGAAAAAAGGUCCUUUAAUGUCCAAGAAUUUGUGGCUACAGAAGAGGGAGAUGGUUCUUUUAUUAGAAUCAUUAUUGGGGGAAAGAACAGAGAAAGAGAGCUCAAUCAACAAAUUCCACAGUACCAUUCUAAUGUGUCACAGGUACUUCCACUGGCUUCAUCCCCUUCAACAACAUUCAGAUCACUUGAUAACAACAAACCCAUACAGCAAUAG